Molecule: messenger RNA, 882 nt
Organism: Mangifera indica (mango)
Lineage: Eukaryota; Viridiplantae; Streptophyta; Magnoliopsida; Sapindales; Anacardiaceae
Product: classical arabinogalactan protein 26-like
Exons: 1
Coding region: 2-430 (142 amino acids)
Source: RefSeq, a predicted model, not a curated record
AAUGGCCUCCUUUUGCCCCCUCAUCUUAUUGCUACUUUUUAUGAACUCUCCUUUGCUCUCUAUAGCUUCUGAUCGUCGUCUAAAUUCACAAACCUCUUCUUCUUCUUCUUCUUCUUCCAUCUCAGCCUCACCAGCAUUGUUAACAAAUCCUCCUGCUAUGUCUCCCUACCAAGAACUUUCACCUGAUAUAUCUCCACUCUUGCCUUCUCCUGGUGGUGUGGUGCCUACUCCAACAGGCAUCUCCGUGCCCACCAUUCCCUCCAACCCCAGCCCACCUAAUCCGGAUGCCCCUGGCCCAGGUUCUGCUUUUCCGCCAUUCGGCUCAUUGCCUACUGCUUCCUCCAUGGCGCCAAGAAUUCUACUCGGGCAGUUCAAGCUUUCUCUAUAUGCUGCAGCAUUUUGGUCAUGCCACCACCUUCUCAGGGUGUGAAAUGAAAAGUUACAAAUCUUUGUUCAUGCUCUUUUUUCUUGUUAUCAAAGUAACAUGAGAGUCAUAAUGUAUGUAGUUUGUUAAAUUAUUUUGUUGAGAAGUAUCUGAAUCUUAAUUCAAGUGAAGCUUGUGUUGCUGCAAAUGAAACUCUUUUCCAGUGGUGAAUGAUGUACAUGUUGGGGCCAAAAUAAUUGAAAUCAUCUGUCUUGGUUAAAGUUGGAGCAGGUGAGAUAGGAGAUCACAUGGCUUGGUGUCAAAUCCAUAUGGGAAGAAGAAACUAUUUCUUCUCAAAAAGAGCAUGUGAGGAGCACCGAUUGAGUUGAUUAGGUUGGCAAAUGGUUGAAUAACAAUGUGUCAAACCUGGCCACAAUUUAAUAUUGAUGAUUAGGUAAUCAGUUCUGUCUGUUAAUCACUGUCCUUACUCUUUAUUUACCACCCAUCUUUUUUCUUUC